UGUACUUAUCGACAAUUUUCGUUAUGGGUUAUUCUGUAUCGAGCAGUUAUCGACAUCUCUCGUUAAGUCGAAUCGUUAAGUAUCGAAAAUUGUCGCUAUCGGUCGCUAUGUUAACGAUGGGUCUUGGAAGUCUCGUUAACUGCUUAGCGAUAUUUUACAUUCGUUAAUAAUAUAUUAUAUUAUUUGAAUUACAAUGUUCUGGCUAUUUCAGCAUAUUUAACAAGAAUGGCUGAUGCUUGUCUUGCCGCAGACAUACUAAACUUAGAAUAUCGUAUCCAACGCUGCGAGCGAAGAGUAAAUCGACAGGUAUUACGAGAAAUAGAACAACCAUUCGAUUUGACUGAUGUUGAAUUCAGGGAAUUGUACCGUUUAACUCCGGAAUUGUUAAAUGAUCUCAUUGAUGUACUUGCACCUCAUUUGAUGCACACAAGAAUUACUGGACUAUCUGUUGAAAAACAAGUACUGUCUGCAAUAAGAUUGUACGCGACUGGAUGCUAUCAACGUCCAGUAGGUGAACAAUGGGGUAUUUCAAUGAGUCAACCAUCGAUCAGUAGAUGUAUUCAUCGAGUUACAGACGCGAUAAAUGAAAAUAUUUUUCGUCAAUGGGUGCAGUUUUCCAUGACUCCAGAAGCCAGAUGGUUUGCAAGAGAGCAGUUUCAGAAUGCUCCUCAACCAUUUGAAGGAGCUAUCGGAGCAAUAGAUUGCACCCACGUGGCAAUUCUUGCUCCUAGGGAACACGAAGAAGCCUAUGUGAAUCACAAUGGAUACCAUUCAAUAAACGUCCAAAUGAUAUGCGACCCGACUCUCAAGAUCCUGAACGUGAAUGCAAGAUUUCCGGGAGCCAGACAUGACGCUUAUAUUUGGAGUUCUUCUGCUGCGCGUGGUGUUAUGGAACGUGCAUAUAAUCGCGGCGAAAGAAGAACGUAUCUCAUUGGUGACUCAGGAUAUCCAUUAGAACCCUGGCUGUUAACUCCUUUACCUCAUGAGCCUGAAGAAACUCCACGAUUUUUCUACAAUGAGGCAUUAUGCAGUGCAAGAAAUUGCGUGGAACGAUUGUUUGGAGUUCUUAAAAGCACGUGGAGAUGCCUUUCCAAGCACAGGGUCUUACAGUAUGAGCCUGGCUUUGCAGGAAAAAUCGUUAAUGCGUGUGCGGUUCUACACAACAUGCGAAUUGCUGGCGGUAUACUUGACGAUGAUCCGUUUGAAAAAUACGCGAAUGGAGAUGUGCCCGGCAUUCACAUCGACGACGAUGAUAAUUUGCGACCACUUACACUCGCGCGUCGAAUUCAAGAUCGCCUUAUUGUGGAAAGGUUUGGAAGAUAA
Molecule: messenger RNA, 1323 nt
Organism: Temnothorax curvispinosus
Lineage: Eukaryota; Metazoa; Arthropoda; Insecta; Hymenoptera; Formicidae
Product: putative nuclease HARBI1
Exons: 5
Coding region: 226-1323 (365 amino acids)
Source: RefSeq, a predicted model, not a curated record